AUGACAAGAGUCGAUGAUGAACGAGAACGACUACAACAACGACGGAGAGUUUGUCUGAUGCCACCGCCCAUGGUUGUUGGUUUUCUGCCAUUUUAUCGUGCUGCUCAGCCAAGGAUUGUGGAACGACUGCCGCUUCUAGAGCCUAGUCCCAAUAGUUCGGUUGUGAUCAGUGUAGUCAUGUUGCCCCACAACAAGACCGACUGGAAUCUUGUCCCAGAAAAAACUUACCAAGUCAUGAAGGCCAAUGUGGACGCACUCAAAAUCAUUCAACUUGGACUCACUCUGUCAUAUGAGCACGGCAACCUCCCUGACCUAGGAAAUAACAACAAAACUCAGAACUCACUACAUCUGGCAGUUCAAUAUCCGAGACUUCAACCUCAUUUGGCAGCAGCAUCCGGGCUGCUGUUAAACAAAGCACUGACAUGGGUCACAUUCCAUGGUGCUUAUGAUAUUGGAUAUUUGGUGAAGAUUCUGACGUGGGGUGUUCUUCCCACGCGCUUGGAGGAGUUCUUGGAGCUUGUGAAAGAGCUGUUUGGGAGAACUACUUAUGACGUGAAGCAUGUGAUGAGGUUCUGCAAUGCCCUCUAUGGCGGUUUGGAGAAGGUGGCUGACACACUUCACAUAGACCGAGUUGUUAGGCAGUGCCAUCAGGCCGGGUCUGACAGACCGAGUUGUUAG
Arachis duranensis is the source of this 678-nucleotide messenger RNA. Its product is annotated as probable CCR4-associated factor 1 homolog 11. The record is from RefSeq and is a predicted model, not a curated record. The transcript has 3 exons. Bases 1 to 678 code for a protein of 225 amino acids. Gene Ontology annotation, molecular function: nucleic acid binding; poly(A)-specific ribonuclease activity. Lineage: Eukaryota; Viridiplantae; Streptophyta; Magnoliopsida; Fabales; Fabaceae. Gene Ontology annotation, cellular component: CCR4-NOT complex; P-body; CCR4-NOT core complex.